This is a messenger RNA of Biomphalaria glabrata, 5338 nucleotides long. RefSeq names its product 1-acyl-sn-glycerol-3-phosphate acyltransferase delta-like. The transcript has 9 exons. The coding region runs from base 184 to 1338 and encodes 384 amino acids. Gene Ontology annotation, molecular function: 1-acylglycerol-3-phosphate O-acyltransferase activity. NCBI's taxonomy places the organism in Eukaryota, Metazoa, Mollusca, Gastropoda, Planorbidae. Gene Ontology annotation, cellular component: endomembrane system. The record is from RefSeq and is a predicted model, not a curated record.
UUGAUAUAAUUUAGCAUGGCUUGUUCAAGUUGUACCACUAGACUAGAUCUAUCUUUACAUUGGUGACUUUGUUUUAGACCUGGAUCUAGAUCUAGACUCUACAUCUAGAUCUAGAUCUAAUUAUUUAAAGAAAAAAGAAGACAAAAGCCCUACCUAUUGGCUGGUAUCUUCAAAACAUUAACAAUGGGGCUGAUACAGCAGCUGAAAGGAACUCUUGUGUCACAACUUCUUUUAGGUUACAUUUUUGUAAUGUCUGGACUAGCAGUCACUUUCCUGAUGCUUUGCAGCUGUGUGAUAUGGCCUUUCAACAGACAUUUAUACAGAAAAAUUAAUGUACACUUGGCGUAUGCUCAUUGGUCACAGUUCACAUUCCUUGGUCAGUGGUGGGCUGGCUGUAAAGUUAUCCUCUAUGCUUCUGAUGAAGAUGUCAAGUAUAUUGGUAAAGAACAUAUUCUGACCAUCAUGAACCACAAGUUUGACAUUGAUUGGUUGAUGGCAUGGAUUCUUGCAGAGAGGCUGCAGAUGUUAGGGAACACAAAAAUCUAUGGGAAAGAGAUUUUAAAAUAUGUUCCUCUGAUUGGCUGGGCAUGGUACUUCACCGAGAGCAUUUUCCUCAAACGACAGUGGGACCAUGACAAAAGAGUUAUUGAGCAUGAUCUAAAACAAGCUACAGAUUAUCCUGAAGGAUAUUAUGUUACUCUGUUGCUGUUCCCAGAGGGCACAAGAUUCACUGAAGAAAAACAGAAAGCCAGUGAGGAGGUAUGUAGAGCUAAAGGUUACCCAAUCUUGAAGCAUGUCUUAUUGCCGAGGCCGAAGGGUUUUAUCAUCACAAUUCACGGGCUGAGAGGCCAAUUUCCAACUAUUUUGAAUUGUACUGUUGCUUUCUCAAAAAAUGGACCAGCUCCAACUUUGAUGAAUAUUCUUCAAGGAAAGCCGAUGUUGGCACAUUUUUAUGCAGAGAGAAUCCCAUUAGACAGUGUUCCAAUAGAGACAGAUGAAGCUUGCGCUCAAUGGCUUAGGGAGUUGUUCAAAAAGAAAGAUGACAUGUAUGAAGAAUUCCUUAAUACUGAAACAUUUCCUGGCCCAACACAUAACAUACCUAGACGUAUCAAUGACCUUCUGAUGUGGAGUUUUUGGGCUGUAGUCACAUGUGUUCCCUUGUUCUAUUACCUUGGGAGCUUGUUUAUAGCAGGAACUUUUACACAGCAAAUCAUUGCAAUAGUAGUGGGAAUAAUAUUGACAUUUGUGGUGCGCUUAAUGAUUGGGGUGACAGAAAUACAUAAAGGAUCAGAAUAUGGGAGAUCUGUGAAUACACUGGACAACAGGAAGUCAGAGUGAAGAAAACUUAUCUCUUUUGAUGUAGAUUUAUACCUUUUUUUUUCUUACUUAAAAUGUAACUUCUGGAACAUUUUUGUUCUGUUAAAAUAUUUUUUUUUCUAUAUUAAGUCUUUGAUAAUGUGAAAUUAUAAAGUUUAUAUGGUUUAGUGUUCAGAAACUCUUGACAUCUUUUCAAUCAGCCCCAGUCCUUUAUUUAGAAGAGAUAAUUUUAAAGACUGUUUCAAAACUAAAGUAAAAGCCGACUUUAACAAUAAUAAUUCUAACAACAAGAUCCAGCUUUUUUGUCUAGUUUAACAUUCAAGUGGGAAGCUGACAAAGAUAAUAGCUGAUUCUUGGUUUAAUGAUGGCUGGUGACUAACAAGCUUUUUGAGUUAUUAUAAAUUGAAUUAUUUUGUCUCAGCACUAGGGCAUUAUUGUAAAUUAAUAUUGUUAAAUGUAGUCUCAGGAUUCAAUCUAGAAGGAAAACCAUUAUCAUUUACAUCCCUUGCACUCCAGUUUGCAAUGCAUUUAAAAUUGUUUGUAAUAGUUAUAAAAGACAAUGUAGGGGAAACAAAUUUGUCCUCUUUUUAUUUAUCCCAAGAUUUUGUUGUAAACCCUUUGGUUGUAUCAGUGCUCAUUGGAAAUGUCGGACCAAUUUUGUUUGUUUUUUUUAUUGUUUUUAUAUUAGUGAUUGCUGUAUAUAGUUUUCUUUCUCAAGAUUGUUACUCUAUUUGAAGUCUUGACUUAGAAUAAGAGUACAUUAAAGCCAACAAAAACACUAGGAUACUAGAGCAUGGAAACAAACUCUCCUUACUCUCUUGCGUGACUACUAUCAGUGGUUGUUGUUGAACUUCAGCUAAUUGCCUUAUUUUCUUGCAUCUAAAUGACAGCUAUACUUGUGAUGUUUGCUACUCUCUUUGGUUAGAGCACAGAUUUGUUAUACAUAUUUCAUUGUUGUCAAUUGUUUGCAGACACUGUUAUCUCCCUUUCCAUUGUGUUGUUGUACACUUUUUGUCUUUUUAUUUUUUGUUAGCACUGUCUUGAACAAGCUUUAGAUUGUCUAGACCUUGUGAUUUCAAUCUGUUCCUGUCAAAUGAAUUGAGCAGUUCAAGUAUUGAGAUUGGAACGUAGGGUAAAAUGUGUCUACUUGAUUAUGAAAUUUGAGACAUUUUGAUCAUCUGUUGACUGAAAACAUUUUUCUUUGGCAAGUAGUGGAAGUUAUUGCUCAUUUUUAGCCUUCAAUCCAAAGAUAUUUUUUUUCUUUAAAAUGUUAUCUUUUGUUUUAUAAUAAUUUUAUUUCUGGACUUUGUGGUUAGGUUUAAGCCACAGGUUGACAAAAUCCAUGAUUUUAAUGUUGUAUUGUACAUUCUAUUAUGGCCAAUACAAUGAUAUAUGUGUAAAUAAUAUAUAAUAUCCAAAUGUGUAUAUAUGUAAAUGUACAGCUUGUAGUUUGGUGUAGUCUAGCUGUUCUGUUGUUGCUUUGAAAUAUGAGAUUAGUUGAUGUUAUGAAGCAACACAUCACAUGAGAUAACACAUUUACAAAAUGGCAGGAAGAAUAUUGUUUUUUUUUUUGUUUAAAUGCAAUUUAAUAUGAGUUUUGGUUGUUGUGUUGUUUAGGGUGAAUUUUCUUUAACAUACUUCAAUCACUACAAUCACUCAUUCUUUUUGAUUGUGUCAUUGUUUCUUUUCUGAGAAUGUUAGAGAUGUGUUUCCAUUGAAAUGUUAGAGAUGUGUUUCCAUUGAAAUGUUAGAGAUGUGUUUCCAUUGAAAUGUUAGAGAUGUGUUUCCAUUGAAAUGUUAGAGAUGUGUUUCCAUUGAAAUGUUAGAGAUGUGUUUCCAUUGAAAUCUUAGAAGUGUGUUUCCAUUGAAAUGUUAGAGAUGUGUUUCCAUUGAAAUGUUAGAAGUGUGUUUCCAUUGAAAUGUUAGAAGUGUGUUUCCAUUGAAAUGUUAGAGAUGUGUUUCCAUUGAAAUGUUAGAAGUGUGUUUCCAUUGAAAUGUUAGAAGUGUGUUUCCAUUGAAAUGUUAGAGGUGUGUUUCCAUUGAAAUGUUAGAGAUGUGUUUCCAUUGGAAUGUUAGAAGUGUGUUUCCAUUGAAAUGUUAGAGAUGUGUUUCCAUUGAAAUGUUAGAAGUGUGUUUCCAUUGAAAUGUUAGAAGUGUGUUUCCAUUGAAAUGUUAGAGGUGUGUUUCCAUUGAAAUGUUAGAGAUGUGUUUCCAUUGGAAUGUUAGAAGGGUGUUUCCAUUGAAAUGUUAGAAGUGUGUUUCCAUUGAAAUGUUAGAAGUGUGUUUCCAUUGAAAUGUUAGAGGUGUGUUUCCAUUGAAAUGUUAGAGAUGUGUUUCCAUUGAAAUGUUAGAAGUGUGUUUCCAUUGAAAUGUUAGAAGUGUGUUUCCAUUGAAAUGUUAGAGAUGUGUUUCCAUUGAAAUGUUAGAGAUGUGUUUCCAUUGAAAUGUUAGAAGUGUGUUUCCAUUGAAAUGUUAGAAGUGUGUUUCCAUUGAAAUGUUAGAGAUGUGUUUCCAUUGAAAUGUUAGAAGUGUGUUUCCAUUGAAAUGUUAGAGAUGUGUUUCCAUUGAAAUGUUAGAGAUGUGUUUCCAUUGAAAUGUUAGAAGUAUGUUUCCAUUGAAAUGUUAGAGAUGUGUUUCCAUUGAAAUGUUAGAGAUGUGUUUCCAUUGAAAUGUUAGAAGGGUGUUUCCAUUGAAAUGUUAGAAGUGUGUUUCCAUUGAAAUGUUAGAGAUGUGUUUCCAUUGAAAUGUUAGAGAUGUGUUUCCAUUGGAAUGUUAGAGAUGUGUUUCCAUUGAAAUGUUAGAGAUGUGUUUCCAUUGAAAUGUUAGAGAUGUGUUUCCAUUGAAAUGUUAGAGAUGUGUUUCCAUUGGAAUGUUAGAAGGGUGUUUCCAUUGAAAUGUUAGAAGUGUGUUUCCAUUGAAAUGUUAGAAGUGUGUUUCCAUUGAAAUGUUAGAGGUGUGUUUCCAUUGAAAUGUUAGAGAUGUGUUUCCAUUGAAAUGUUAGAAGUGUGUUUCCAUUGAAAUGUUAGAAGUGUGUUUCCAUUGAAAUGUUAGAGAUGUGUUUCCAUUGAAAUGUUAGAGAUGUGUUUCCAUUGAAAUGUUAGAGAUGUGUUUCCAUUGAAAUGUUAGAGAUGUGUUUCCAUUGAAAUGUUAGAGAUGUGUUUCCAUUGAAAUGUUAGAAGGGUGUUUCCAUUGAAAUGUUAGAGAUGUGUUUCCAUUGAAAUGUUAGAGAUGUGUUUCCAUUGGAAUGUUAGAAGUGUGUUUCCAUUGAAAUGUUAGAAGUGUGUUUCCAUUGAAAUGUUAGAGAUGUGUUUCCAUUGAAAUGUUAGAGAUGUGUUUCCAUUGAAAUGUUAGAAGUGUGUUUCCAUUGAAAUGUUAGAAGUGUGUUUCCAUUGAAAUGUUAGAGAUGUGUUUCCAUUGAAAUGUUAGAGAUGUGUUUCCAUUGAAAUGUUAGAAGUGUGUUUCCAUUGAAAUGUUAGAGAUGUGUUUCCAUUGAAAUGUUAGAGAUGUGUUUCCAUUGAAAUGUUAGAGAUGUGUUUCCAUUGGAAUGUUAGAAGUGUGUUUCCAUUGAAAUGUUAGAAGUGUGUUUCCAUUGAAAUGUUAGAGAUGUGUUUCCAUUGAAAUGUUAGAGAUGUGUUUCCAUUGGAAUGUUAGAAGUGUGUUUCCAUUGAAAUGUUAGAGAUGUGUUUCCAUUGAAAUGUUAGAGAUGUGUUUCCAUUGAAAUGUUAGAGAUGUGUUUCCAUUGGAGUGCUAGAGAUGUGUUUCCAUUGGAAUGCCUAUAAUUUAUUGGAAUAUACUAUUAUUGUGUGCUGGCUAAUAUUUGGGUAACAAAAUGUGCAUUUUGCAAUCUGUGGAAAACAUUUGAGUACACGAUUCAAUCGUUUAUUCUCUUAGGUUAUUGCUUGUAGGUAUUUUUAAUAGUUUUUGUAAUUCAAUGUGAAUGUUCUCUAAGGGGUAAAGUAACACCUGUGUGCACAUUUUUUUUCAUUCAAAUUUUAAAAUAAAAUGUCAUAAAAAAAUAGCA